AUGACCCAACGAAACAGAAACGGCCGGCGGAAAAGCGAUCCUGCGCUUCCAUUCCGUCCUGCUCCGGAGAAAUUAACAGUGGCAGCAGAGCUCCCAUGGGGUCUCCCGAAAGUAGUACCGGUGGUGGUACUGGACUACAACCUCCCAACUGGCUCAUUCGCAGGCCAAUCGGUUCUCUUGGAUUUAUUCAGUCUCUUUGAAAGAAAAUUGCAGUCUGUGACUGAAGAAGAGCCGACCGUUGAAUUUCACUUGACUGCUUGUGAACAGCAGGUCAAAUAUCUUCUCGAUAGCUCCUUUCAACAAGUACAAUAUAAAGAUCCCGCUACGUUGGGGGUAAAUAACACGAAUAGUCUAGUCGUUGCUGAAACUUACGCAGAGGUGAUUGGUGUUUUAACAGAAACUCACUUCACUCAGAUCCAUAAACAAUUUAUGAGUAUAUUAUCUGAUCUGAGAAAAGACACUUCGGCAGCUGUGACUCACAACUUGAUCUCUCUUCUCAUGGCUAUGAAAUUCGUUAAAAUUAAAACAAACCAGGUGGACGACUUUGAAAUGGGAAUUAAGUUCCUGGACGACCUUGGGUCAUUUCUAUUGGAGGUGAAAGAUAAGGAUGUUAAACAUGCCGUAGCUGGCCUUCUUGUCGAGAUCCUUCUACCGGUCGCUGCGCAAAUCAAACGUGAAGCAAACAUUCCGGCCUUAAUUGCUUUCGUUGGCAAAUUGUAUGGACCAACAAGUGAACUGGCUUCAAAGAAGCAACACAAGCUGGCUGCAUACCCUCUUCUGACUUGUCUGCUCUGUGUGAGCCAACGCCAGUUCUUUUUGACUAACUGGGUACCUUUCCUGAACAAUACCCUUGCAAAUCUGAAGAAUAGAGAUUCUCGAAUAUCACGCGUGGCUCUGGAAUCGCUAUAUAGGCUGCUAUGGGUUUACAUGAUUCGCAACAACUGUGAUGGUAACUCGGCGACUCGUACAAGGUUAGAAUCGAUAUGUGGAAGUCUGUUCCCAAAAGGCAAUCGUGGGAUUGUCCCUAGAGAUGCACCUUUGAACAUCUUCGUCAAGAUAAUCCAUUUCAUAGCUCAACAGAAGUUAGACUUCGCUUUCAAGGUGAGCUUCUAUAACGUUCUUGGGUUUUCAUUG
Cooperia oncophora is the source of this 1134-nucleotide messenger RNA. NCBI's taxonomy places the organism in Eukaryota, Metazoa, Nematoda, Chromadorea, Rhabditida, Trichostrongylidae. The record is from the annotation of a GenBank genome assembly.